UAAAAGACUAGAGAUAGAUUAACCUUUUAACUGGUGAGCUGCUUUUGCAUGGACUUUUGCCUGCUAUACUCUCUACACUAAUAGUACAGCCAUGCAAAGAGGUUUGACUUAAGUUCAAGAAAGAAAAAUAAACAUUGUUAAUAACGUAACAUCCCUUAUAAUGUUCUCUAGAUGAUCGCCCAUGGACCUACUGUUGAAAGUAUCUUUUUUCCAUUCACAUUAAUAUCAUAAUUGAGUUAACUUACUUAUUAAUCCUCUUUUCUACACAAGAAAAAACCCAGCAACUUCCAAUCUCAGCUCUUCAAUGCCGAGUCUAUCAAUCCCACGUUCAAAAUCUGUUCCCUGCAACAUAUCAGAAACUCAAAAUUGUCCUACAAACUCAUUUACAAUACCUCCUUCAGUCAGAUCCUCCAAAUCAGCUGACUCAUUAAAACCAACAUGGCCUAAAAAUGCAAAUGAGCUUAUAUCAAGAAAGGGUGGCUCAUCUUCAAAGAACUCAAAUUUAACAGCUGGUAAUCUCGCGGAAUUCAAUAAAAGAAAUGCAAUUCAAGAAGAAAAGAGAUACUCAGCAAGAAGUCCAUAUUAUAAAGGACUUACUGAUUCGUCCAAAGUGAUUAAUCGACAGAAGUUAUUAGCAGAGUUUAGUAGUAGUCCUGGAAAAGAUAGCAUAUCAGCUUCUUCUACAAGUUCAAGUUCUAAAUCCAAUUUAGCUAGCAAGGUACAAGAAUGGAGUGCAUCUUACUUUGUACGCAAAGGCAAAGAAGAAAGAACAUCCUUCUCCUUGAAUACUUCUAUUGGGAACAAGAACAUCCAAGAUUCAUCUUCAUCAGAGACAAAAGAUAAAGGAGUAAUCAGAACGACAAUCGGAGAAGAACUUGGUAUAGAUCGGAAAGGAGUUAGAAAAUGUUCAAGAAAAAGCAGACAGAGACUUUCAAAAUCAGAUAAGGGGAAGCCUUUGAGGGAGAGAGCAUCAGAAAUGCAAACAAAUAUAGUAGUACUACCACCAGCCCCUGCACCACCAAUAACAUCACCACCAAAAUUGUCAAUACCAUCUCCACCGCCAACUCCAUUAAUAUUGCAAACAUCAUUGCAAGAUGAAGAAAUUGAAGCAGUACCAUUACCAGCUUCACCAACUCAAACUACAGAGGAUGAAAAAGAUACUACAAAAGAGAAGGAUAUUACAAGUCCAGAACAGAAAGACAAAAGAUUUAAAUGGGCUGAUAAGUAUAGGCCUAAUGCUCUUAAAGAUUUUCUAUGCAAUAGAAAUACUGCACUUGAACUGAAGGCUCUGGCAGAAACAGAUGGCAGUAAUCGUCAUUAUAUAUUUGCAGGACAGCCAGGAGUAGGGAAAAGAACCAUGAUAUUUGCUUUGCUUCGCGAAGUUUUUGGACAUGAUAAAAUACAGGCAAGAGAAAAGUGCAAGGUGUUCUACUUAAAGGGAGAAGCAGUGCCGAGCAUCCAAGUAAAUGUGAAGGAAUCAAAGAAACAUGUUGAGAUCAAUCUCUCUGAAACUAAAGGCUACGAGAAACAUGUCAUCGUAGAACUAAUCAAUGAGAGAAAGCACAAAGCAUCCAUCAGAUCAGCACCUUGCCAUCAUGAUGACUGUAAAGCUAUCAUUCUUGGUGAAGCUGACAAGCUAUCAACAGAUGUUUUGCUAUAUACCAAAUGGAUGUUAGAAAGAUAUACAGGUUGUUAUAAGGUCUUCUUUUGCUGCAGUGAUAUCACCAAGCUCCAGCCAAUUAAGUCUAUUUGUAAGGUUGUUCAUCUCCAAAAACCUUCAGAUGACGAGAUUGUAGACGUCUUGGAAUUCAUAGCAAAAAAGGAAGAAAUAGAACUACCACAUAAACUGGCAGCACAGAUUGCUAGUAACUCCAAAAGUAACCUACGUCAAGCAAUUCGCUCUUUUGAAGCUACUUGGCACUUCAACACUUGCUUGACUGAGAAUCAAGAAAUCAAGACAGGGUGGGAAGAUGACAUUGCAAAGAUUGCUAAAAACAUAAUUGAGGAGCAAAGCCCGAAGCAGCUAUAUGAUAUCCGUGGGAAGCUGCAAAAUUUGAUAGAGCACAACGUGUCUGCUGAGUUCAUCUUUAAUACUUUGGUAGAAGAACUAAAGAGUAAUUUGGAUGACCAAUUCCACAAGGAAAUUGACAAUCUGAAAAUGAAGUACAAUAUAAAUUCAAAGGAUCUGGAACAAGGAAAAAGUGAUAAUGAUGCAGUGAAAAAGAUUGUUCUCCAAUUUAUGAAGGUUGAAGAGUUCAUAGCUAAAUUCAUGAGCUGGUAUAAGACUUCAGUUCUGAAGAAAGGAAAUCACAACCCCUCACAAGCCUAUCCCUCCAAGGGGAAUAAUUAGUUUGGAAACAAUUCCAUUUGAGUGAUAAAGAAUUUCCCAAUCACUUUCUAUUACAAACUUGGUUAAUAACUCGGUAUUUCAGUUGUAAAAUAAAGUGGCAAUCACACUGAAGUCCGAAGCAGACAUUUUAUGUUCUUAAGGUAUAAAAUUACGUAAGAUAAAUAAAAAAGGCGCUCAAUAAGUGUAUGUUUUCAUUGUUCUGGAAGGGUAGUUGUAUGAGUUAUUCUCCAUCCAUUCUAUAUUAUUUGACACUAUUUUCUUAUUA
Molecule: messenger RNA, 2615 nt
Organism: Nicotiana tabacum (common tobacco)
Lineage: Eukaryota; Viridiplantae; Streptophyta; Magnoliopsida; Solanales; Solanaceae
Product: replication factor C subunit 3-like
Biological process (GO): DNA-templated DNA replication; DNA repair
Cellular component (GO): nucleus; DNA replication factor C complex
Molecular function (GO): DNA clamp loader activity; DNA binding
Source: RefSeq, a predicted model, not a curated record